CAGGCUGCUGCCAUGUACAGAUCACGAAAGGGGUUGUGCUUCUUUCACCCGCCUAGACGAAUCACUGCGCAGCCUUCCUACAUAAAAUGAACGUCUCUAGUAGACUUCACCCAGGAACACCUAUAGUGCCAAGAGCGCAGUCAACAGGAGCUGAACCAACACUAAUGCAGCCACGGAAAGUCAACAGCGAGGUGCGCAAGCAGCAGAACAGGAUAGCGUCACGUAAUUACCGAGAGAAGCGCAAACGCAAGCUCCAACAGCUCCAACAACUCCUCGAAGAUGAUGAUCCAAGCGAACUACAGACGCGUACAAGGUCGAAAAGUCCUUAUGAAGACCGCUCAUGCUCCGAAUCGGUUGGAUAUGAGCGCUCUAUAGCAAGUUCCUCUCCUCACAUUGCCACUGUGUUAGGCAAUUUAGAAUCACCGCACCUCGAUCAUACAGCGACUGCCAACCAGACGUGGAGCGAGACGCCUUUCAUACCAUCUAUCGAGCAGCCAUUACGCCCUGUAACGUGUCUGCAAUCACUAUCCUACAAUAUGGGUACACCCACUGCCACAAGCUAUCCGGUUUGGAGCACAAUACCAUCAGUUGCCAGCACGGGGUACGUCACAACAGACCCCGCGCAUCAAUCAAUGUACUCGUCACGAGCGUCCAUUUGGCCAUCUUUUGAAUGCUUUUAUUCUGGCUCAGUGCAUCAACAGACGAACAUACCUAGUACGGUCUCAUAUGCGACUUUAUGGCAACACAAUACAAGCGAGGACGUCCCAGCUGGUAUUGCUAUAGAUCCACAUGGGUGGAGAUACUAUACAUACGGCCCCUCAUGAAACUCCUGUAUGGUGUGCGAAAAAAGUAGUAGACUCAAUAGCUCCCAGAAGUAUACGCUCCUACUACUGAAUCACCACGGCCGUGUGUAUGUAUCAUCGGCUCUGUCACGUAUAUCUCACCCCCA
Molecule: messenger RNA, 949 nt
Organism: Didymella exigua CBS 183.55
Lineage: Eukaryota; Fungi; Ascomycota; Dothideomycetes; Pleosporales; Didymellaceae
Exons: 2
Coding region: 87-824 (245 amino acids)
Biological process (GO): regulation of DNA-templated transcription
Molecular function (GO): DNA-binding transcription factor activity
Source: RefSeq, a predicted model, not a curated record